AGAGCUUCGGGAGCCCGACGCCGGUUGAGUGGAAUGUACCACUGUUGCUGAGAAACGGGGGUCCAAGAGUUUCUCAUAGAUGGGAGGAAAACAAACAAACAAAAAAACGCAUGACAAAUUUGAAGGGAGCGGAAAUAUCGGGACACGAACCGACCAACAAUAGGACUUGUUGGCCGCGCUGGUGGACGUGGGUAGAAAAGGGGCCGCUCCAACGUGUUGGGCGCCCCCCCCCUCCCCUCCUUCCUUUUUAAAUGAGCUCACCCGGGAACUCUUCUGCCGCUCAGCCGCCGUCCUCCGAAGACUUCUCCCGCAAAUGCAGCAGGUAGGACCGCCAGUACUUUGAAAUGAACAUUGUCGAAGAUGCUUCUCACAUACCCGACUACUGUACUCCCAAUUCACGCGUCAUGUAUUUCAAUUGUGUGUUUAUCUUUGCUUUAUUAAGAAGCAUCAUCCAAAGGUUUCGCGCAUGAAGGCUGCCGGAAAUCGCGUACGCGUUUGUUCAUACAGUAUUCCCGCUGUAGAAGAACUUUGUGUGUCCCUCCCGACUUUAGGGCCACGGCCCGACUGACUUUCGACUCUGCCGUGAAUGUGAGCAUGUGGAGCAAAGGCGCGGACUUCGGCGCCCGCCCGGAUGGACGCGCCGCCGCCGGGCAGCUCCGUUCUUGUGAGCGCCAUCCCAGUCGGGCAAAAUCCCGAGAUGCCUUCCUGGAAAAAGGCAGCCGGAUGAACGGGACCGCGUCCGAGAGUUUUUCCCAUGGCGGCGGCGGCGGGUCGCACGCAUGCCCCGCGGCCGAACCGAGCGGCCAUCGAGCGAAGCGAGCCCGGGUGGAGAAGAUCAUAAGAGGCAUGACCGGCUCGCCAGUCGGGGAGAUGAAACGAGACCCCGCGCAAAGACCGCAGGUAAGCGAGAAGCGGUUUCUCACGGCAACUCUUCCGGAGGAGCGACAGCCGACGCGGAACUGCUCAUCAGACACGACUUGGAGGGAUGGCCCCUCUUCCGAGGAGUCUGAAAGCAUCUCAAGCGGAAGCUCCCCGGGGUUCGACAAGCGGACACAUCUUUCACUCACGGCCGGUGUUUUAAAGUACCAACUGGCCAGAGCUGUGACGAGUACCGGCGUCGAGUCCAUUUUCCAAAGCGUGCCGCGACGAGAGGGCCGGUGGCAAAAAGCGAGCGCCGAGUCAUCCCCAAACGCUCAUCGGCAGUCCUCGGGUGGCAAUGAGGUGCGGGUACCCGACGUUCAAACCGAGGCGCUUUCUCUGGUGGUACCGAGACACGGGGCGGACGGAUUCCACCGCCUGCCGUCGGGAGUGGAGCCGGAACCCGACCGGACUCGGAGUGCCGUCCGUCGCCGCGGCAAAGGAGGCGGCUCGGAGUUUGAAGCCAGGCAAGCCGAGGUGGAUGCGCCGCAGAAGUCGGCCAAAGUCCCAUCCCGGGUCAGGUCCGGAUCCCGGAGGAGCCCGGCGACGACUCACGUGACCGCUGCGGAGUCGACGGCCUCGGCGAGUGUUUGCUUCCCUCGUGUCAAGAUGGAGCCGGGAGGUCUUCUCCACGCUCAGCUUUACAGCCUCAAUGAGGCUCUGACCGCCGACCACCUGAAAAAAGCCAAGCUGAUGUUUUUCUACGCGCGCUAUCCAAGCUGGCGGGUGCUGAGGCUGUGCUUCCGUGACGUGCAGUUCACACGCCGCGGCGCCUCCCGGCUCAUCAAGUGGUUCAGUAACUUCCGCGAGUUCUACUACAUCCAGGUGGAGCGCUUUGCACGCCGCGCCUUGGCGGAGGGGGCGGCCGACGCGAGGGCGCUGUCUGUGGGCAGAGAGUCGCAACUUUUCAGAGUCCUCAAGGUGCACUACGACAAAGGCGGCCACUUCCAGGUCCCCGACGGCUUCCUUGAAGUGGCAGAACUUACGCUGCGGCAAUUCUACGCUGCCGUUUCCACGGGCAAGGACCGAGAUCCAUCGUGGAAGAAGGCCAUCUACAAGGUGAUCUGCAAGCUGGACGCCGACCUUCCGGCGCAAUUCAUGCCUUACGGAGCGGGAGAGCCUGCCGACGACUUGACGUCUGGGCUUCCGCAACGGCGCCGUUGGCUUACGCGGGCCUAUUGAGCCGCGAGGCGCUUUCCAUCGGGAGCAUCGACGGGCCCCUUCGAGUUUUGGAAAGAGGAACUGAAUGCAAAAGGACUCGUUCGUGAGAGCCCCAGGCAUGACAUAUGGGGGGGGGGGGACGACAAUGAUCGGGAU
This is a messenger RNA of Hippocampus comes (tiger tail seahorse), 2235 nucleotides long. RefSeq lists its product as uncharacterized. Bases 595 to 2100 code for a protein of 501 amino acids. Gene Ontology annotation, cellular component: nucleus. Lineage: Eukaryota; Metazoa; Chordata; Actinopteri; Syngnathiformes; Syngnathidae. The transcript has 4 exons. Gene Ontology annotation, biological process: regulation of transcription by RNA polymerase II. The record is from RefSeq and is a predicted model, not a curated record. Gene Ontology annotation, molecular function: DNA-binding transcription factor activity, RNA polymerase II-specific; RNA polymerase II cis-regulatory region sequence-specific DNA binding.